Molecule: messenger RNA, 1057 nt
Organism: Saccostrea echinata
Lineage: Eukaryota; Metazoa; Mollusca; Bivalvia; Ostreida; Ostreidae
Product: protein phosphatase 1 regulatory subunit 21-like
Exons: 7
Coding region: 1-621 (206 amino acids)
Cellular component (GO): membrane; early endosome
Source: RefSeq, a predicted model, not a curated record
AUGCUUUACCAGGAAAAACUCAAAGAGUGUGAGCAGUCGGUUCGUAAAUAUGAACAGGAAGUGGACAGCUUGACCUUCCGAAAUCAGCAGUUGUCAACAAGAGUACUGAUUCUCCAAGAAGAACUUGAUGAAGCUGAAGCCAACAAAAAGAAACACAAGCAUAAACAUGAUGCGACCCCGGUAAAUCUUCCAUCUCCUUCUUCAGUGUACAAUGAAGAACUCAUGAACAAGAUACAGGAGAAUGAAAGGCUUCAUAAACAGAGGGCAGAGAGUAACCAGAAGUACCAGAGUCGAUUGGAGGAGCUAGAGAAAUUAGUCAAGGACUAUGAGAAGAAAUUCAGUCAGCACCAAGAAGUAUUAGAUAACACAGUACAGAUGGACAAAGCCCAGAUAGACAAAUUACAGGAGGAAAAAGCCAUGCUGGAGGUCAAGUGUCAGACAAUGGAGAAGGAAAUCAAAACCUGCAGGUCAUGGACAGACAUUGCGGAGAACCAGUUGAAGACAGUACAGUUCCAUUUACAAAGACAAUUAGAGCAGGCCAACAAAAUCAUUGCAGACAAGCUGCCUUUCAUUGACACAAAUAUUAGCCCUUUCAAUUCAACAUGGCUGACCAUGAAUUAGAUGCACUAGAGAACAGAUUAGAUAUAAUUGAAAUAAGGUGUUUGGAAGCUCAGAGAAAGAUGCAUUUUAUCCCAAGGACAAAAAGAGGGCAGAUGAGGUAGUUACGAUGUUUAUCUGCUAGAUACAUUUAUACUACUAUAUAUACUCACAGUUAUGUGUUUGAUUUUCUGUGUUUUUGAGAUAAUAUAUAUUGUACAUAUAUGCACUUGCAAAGUUCAUAUACUUAGUGUAUCACUUUUUCACAUAACCGGGUGGGGUAUUGAAGAUUUUAUAUAUUAUUUAUUUAUUCACUUUUGACCAAUAUUGCAAUGGUACUUUAUCUAUAUUAGAAAUCCCAUUUAUAUGUACAAUAAAACUUGUCUGUAGGGACUUUAGUUACAAGGAUUUUCCAUAAUGAAUAAAUCAGAAUAAUUCACUUCUUUUGCUUUGGAGACUA